GAGAGAGAGAGAGAGAGAGAGAGAGAGAAGGAGAGGGAGAGGAAGAAAAAUAUAAUUAGGAUAAUGGAAUUUUUUACAGUUACCGUAUCAGGCGAGCAAUGGAGAUUGAUACUCGACAACAGUUUUUGCGAAUUUAUGGUAUCUAGGUUUAAAUUUACACUGUGCUUCUCGGGAAUUCUCGAUGUGAUAUGUUUGAGCUUCAAUAUGUUUCAAGUUUUUCAAAUUGUUACGUUCGGUGGUAAGAUCGAAGAGUUCAUGUUGCAUUUAGCAUACAUAAUUCCCAUUCUUGUAUACAUGUUUAUUAUUAAUUACUUGGGCCAAGAAAUUACAGAUCACAAUAACAAUAUAUUUCUCAGCACGUACAAUACUUGUUGGUAUAUGGCACCAUUAAGUAUACAAAAAUUGAUAUUAUUGCUGUUGCAAAGAGGCAAUAAACCGUACACAUUGUCUGCCGCUGGAUUAUUUGUUGCAUCUUUACAGUUUUUUGCCAAAGUAAAGAACAUAAGAUAUGUACCUUAACGUGGAAUAUUUUAAGUAAGACAACAAUAAAAAUAAAUUUUUUUGUUACAGUUGACGAAUGCAUCGUUAUCUUACUUUACUGUUAUGUACAGCGUCCAGAAAUCAUAAGAAAUCAUGUUGUAAAUAUUCUAAUAUCUCCACUAAAUAUAUAUAUGUAUGUAUCUAUAAAAAAAGAUACCCCUUUCCUCUCUGACUGUGUCCAAUUGAUCUUCCAGCAAAUUGUGUAGUCUUGUAGAAGGAAAUUUAUUAAAAGAUAUAAUUUUGA
Odontomachus brunneus is the source of this 784-nucleotide messenger RNA. RefSeq names its product putative odorant receptor 71a. Gene Ontology annotation, molecular function: olfactory receptor activity; odorant binding. Gene Ontology annotation, cellular component: plasma membrane. The coding region runs from base 64 to 519 and encodes 151 amino acids. The record is from RefSeq and is a predicted model, not a curated record. NCBI's taxonomy places the organism in Eukaryota, Metazoa, Arthropoda, Insecta, Hymenoptera, Formicidae. Gene Ontology annotation, biological process: detection of chemical stimulus involved in sensory perception of smell; sensory perception of smell. The transcript is spliced from 4 exons.